Messenger RNA from Patiria miniata (bat star), 2305 nucleotides. RefSeq names its product tyrosine-protein kinase STK-like. Gene Ontology annotation, molecular function: signaling receptor binding; non-membrane spanning protein tyrosine kinase activity; ATP binding. Gene Ontology annotation, biological process: innate immune response; cell differentiation; cell surface receptor protein tyrosine kinase signaling pathway. The transcript is spliced from 12 exons. Gene Ontology annotation, cellular component: extrinsic component of cytoplasmic side of plasma membrane. NCBI's taxonomy places the organism in Eukaryota, Metazoa, Echinodermata, Asteroidea, Valvatida, Asterinidae. The coding region runs from base 1 to 2184 and encodes 727 amino acids. The record is from RefSeq and is a predicted model, not a curated record.
AUGAUCUACCUGUAUAAGGAAAAAGACUUGAUCAAGAUCAGUCUGGACAAAAUCAAAAGGGAAUCCGAAAUAAGUACCCCUGGGAGUAGAAAUACGGUAUGGAUGGCAACAUAUUCAUCACCCUCUGGUCCAAGGACUGUAGCUGUAAAGAACUGUGCCAGAUUCAAGAGAGAAGAAGCCUUGAUAUUGCAACAAUUGCGCCACCCAAACAUCAUUGAGUUUUUAGGAGUUGCACCUCUGCCUUUUGGCGGAUAUGCUAUUGUGACUGAGUUUGCCGAAAAAGGAUCUUUGUACGAUCUCAUAAAGCAACAUCCUGAUGAUUGGUCAGAUUUCAAAAAGCAAUGCUGGAUAAAAUGGGCCAUUGAGAUGGCACGGGGUUUGCAAUACAUCCACGAGCAGAAAUACCAGCAUGGGGAUGUGAAAUCACCGAAUAUGGUCAUUACAAGGAACGACACACUAAAGAUCUGUGACUUCAGCACUGCCAGGCAUUGUGAGGUUACAGUCAGUACAAAUAGCAUCAGGGGAUCAUGGGCUUGGAUGGCACCAGAGGUCAUGGGCGAACCUGAUCCUCAAUCACAGACAAAACCUAUAGUGACACCCAAGUCCGAUGUUUUCUCUUAUGCUGUCGUUGUUUGGGAACUUCUCACUGGUAAGGCACCAUUUCCUGGGGAAUCUGCCCUUAAUAUGCUCAAAGCUGUCGCAAUCCAACGAAAACGCCUGGAAAUCCCCACAGCAUGCCCUGAGUCCCUGCGUGACCUGCUAACGGAAUGGUGGGAUCAUGACCACACAAAGCGGCCCAGUAUGGAUGAGAUUUUGAGCCGCUCUGAACCAGUACCGACAUACACUGCACUUUACGAUUUUGCGGCACAAGAAAAAGUUGACUUGAGCUUUCAGAAAGGAGAAGCGCUAGAUAUUAUACAUAAGACGGGUGGUGACUGGUGGUUUGCAAGGUCAACUAAGACUGGUCAAGAAGGCUAUGUCCCUUCCAACUACAUCAGACGUGCAAGAGAUAUUGAUACAGAAGAGUGGUACUUAGGCCAUAUAAGUCGCAUUGAAGCUGAGAAGAACCUGCUACAGCCUGGUGUCGAUGUCCAGCGAGGAAUGUUCAUUGUCAGGGACAGUGAGAGCAACCCAGGUGCUUUCUCAAUAUCGAUUAUUGACCACGACUCCGUUAGAGGCAACAAUGUGAAACACUACGAGAUCGAAAAGCGUGACGAUGAUGAGACUGGAUCAUUCUACAUACACGAACGCGCCUCGUUUCCUACACUCGCUAAGCUUAUCAAGCAUCACCAACGGGUAGCUGAUGGACUGUGUACCACACUAACCUACCCCUGCCCUAGAGAGACUCCGAAGACCAUGGAGUUGGGCAACGAUGAUUGGAAAAUCCCCAAGAAGUGCUUGACACUGAAAAGAAAGAUUGCGGUCGGUCAGUAUGGAGACGUUUGGAAAGGUAUGUGGGAAGGAAAGACCCCAGUGGCCAUUAAGACCCUCAAGAUGGAGACUGGUCAAUCCGCCUUCCUGGCAGAAGCUAACAUCAUGAAAAAGCUGCGCCAUCCAAACCUUUGUCAACUGUGUGGUAUUUGUUCCGACAAGGAACCCAUCUACAUUGUUAUGAUGUGGAUGUGCAACGGCAGUCUGUUGAAUUACCUUAAAGGUGACAAAGGAAGCAACCUGAAGUUGCCCGAACUUGUCGACAUUGGAGCUCAGAUUGCCUCUGGCAUGGCCUACUUGGAAUCCAUGAACUACAUCCAUCGUCAAUUGGCUGCAAGGAAUGUACUUGUUGGAGACGCCAACAUCGUCAAGGUGGCUGAUUUUGGGCUGGCGAGAAAGAAUGAGGAUUCAGAAUUACGAGGAGAGGGAAAUCCAACCCUAUUAAGAUGGGCAGCACCUGAGGUUCUCAUGGACAAUUGUCACAGCAUCAAAUCCGAUGUCUGGUCAUUUGGUAUUCUGCUGACAGAGUUGGUCACACACGGGCAGACUCCAUAUUUAGGUUUGGGGACUGAUGACAAAGUUGUUCGUCAUGUUAAGCAAGGCUAUCGCAUGCGCAAGAUAGGCAAAUGCCCAGACGCCCUGUACGAACUCAUGCUCAAGUGUUGGGACAAGGAUCCCACUACAAGAUACACCUUUGAGUUCCUGCAUUCCUACUUGGAUGACGGCUUCGUCGUAGGACUGUGUAUACCAUGAAGCAGAAUAAAGACAGUUUUGUGUUCGUGUUCAGUAGCCUGUCAACUGCAACAAUGGUAGGGAAUAUAUCAGUUGAAGAUAUCCACUGAGGUUGUGGACACAUCCACAGACCACAGUAUAA